This is a messenger RNA of Nomascus leucogenys (northern white-cheeked gibbon), 3173 nucleotides long. RefSeq names its product phosphatidylinositol glycan anchor biosynthesis class Z (gene PIGZ). The transcript has 3 exons. Gene Ontology annotation, molecular function: alpha-1,2-mannosyltransferase activity. Bases 622 to 2361 code for a protein of 579 amino acids. NCBI's taxonomy places the organism in Eukaryota, Metazoa, Chordata, Mammalia, Primates, Hylobatidae. Gene Ontology annotation, cellular component: endoplasmic reticulum membrane. The record is from RefSeq and is a predicted model, not a curated record. Gene Ontology annotation, biological process: GPI anchor biosynthetic process.
UCCCUGUGCGCUGAGUCACUUGUCAUGAGUGACUCCAUUGUGAGGCGUUUCGGGCCACGAAGCAGGACCGUGGGCCGCACUCCGGGUCCGCGCCCUGCCCUCGCCGACCUCCCGCGCGUGGAAGGGGGACGGCGGCGGCGGAGCUCCCCGCCACAGAGAGCCCCGAAAUGGUCAUUCCGAACAGGAGAAGUGUGGCCUGGGGUUCCUGGUUUAAGAGGCCCCCGCGCUGAAAGGCUGUUCGCCGAGGAGGGGCUGCCGGGGAGGGAGCUUGAGCGCGGCGGAGCGAGACCCGUCCCCGCCUGGCGUGGCCCGGCCCGAGGGACAGCGGCGCCCCCAGGACCCUCCCCAGCGUGGCCCCAGCUCGCUCCGGGACCGCGGGGCCAGGCCGGGCGGGAGCGCGGGGACGUACACGGCGGCCCCGCCCGCGCGCUCCUCCUCCCUCCCGGCCGGCCCUGCGCAGGCGGCGGUGGCCCCGAUCUCCGCGCUGCUGAGGCGCGCCCGGCCGCUCCCACGGCCUCCCCUCCGCCCUGCGGUCCCGCCGCCUCCGGGGCCGCCUGGGACCCUGGCCCUCGCCGGGCAGGACGCCGCCAGCGCUGAAGGCGCAGCCCGGAGGCCGCGCGGAUGCAGAUCUGUGGAUCCAGCGUAGCAUCUGCAGCAGCCGGGACAUCAUUCCAGGUUUUGGGCCCGGUGUGUUGGCAACAACUGGAUCUGAAGAUGGCAGUCAGGGUGCUUUGGGGUGGCCUCAGCCUGUUCCGAGUGCUGUGGUGUCUCCUUCCACAGACGGGCUAUGUGCACCCAGAUGAAUUCUUCCAGUCACCUGAGGUGAUGGCAGAGGACAUCCUGGGCGUUCAGGCCACCCGGCCCUGGGAGUUUUACCCCAGCAGCUCCUGCCGCACGGUGGUCUUCCCCCUGCUGAUCUCUGGCUCUACCUUCUGGCUGCUCAGGCUCUGGGAGGAGCUGGGGCCGUGGCCUGGCCUGGUGAGCGGCUAUGUGCUGCUGGUGGGGCCACGACUCCUCCUCACUGCUCUUUCCUUUGCUCUGGAUGGGGCCGUGUAUCACCUGGCCCCACUGUUGGGGGCGGAUCGCUGGAACGCCCUGGCCCUGCUGUCUGGUUCCUACGUCACCCUGGUCUUCUACACAAGGACCUUCUCCAACACCAUUGAGGGACUCCUCUUCACGUGGCUGCUGGUGCUGGUAUCCUCCCAUGUAAUGUGGGGCCCUACACGCAAGGAGCCUGCGCCGGGUCCAUGGUGGCACAGCUGGCUUCUUGGAGGCAUUGUGGCUGCUGGCUUCUUCAACCGGCCCACCUUUCUGGCCUUUGCUGUGGUCCCCCUCUACCUCUGGGGCACUCGUGGAGCCACAAACCCUGGCUUGAAGUCCCUGACCCGGGAGGCCCUGGUGCUGCUCCCUGGGGCGGCCCUCACAGCAGCGGUGUUUGUGGCCAUGGACAGCUGGUAUUUCUCCAGCCCCGCUACAGCCAGGACCCUUGUCCUUACACCUGUCAACUUCUUGCACUACAACCUGAAUCCCCAAAACCUGGCGAGGCACGGCACGCAUGCGCGGCUCACUCACCUGGCAGUCAACGGCUUCCUGCUCUUCGGGGUGCUGCACGCCCAGGCCCUGCAGGCUGCGUGGCAACAGCUGCAAGUCGGCCUCCAGGCCUCUGCACAAAUGGGCCUCCUGAGGGCACUGGGUGCCUGGAGCCUGCUGUCCAGCCCCAGGUCCUAUCUCCUUCUCCUCUACUUCAUGCCUCUGGCCCUGCUAUCUGCCUUUAGCCACCAGGAGGCUCGGUUCCUGAUUCCCCUCCUGGUCCCCCUGGUCCUGCUUUGUAGUCCACAGACCCAGCCUGUGCCUUGGAAGGGCAUCGUGGUCCUCUUCAAUGUCCUCGGCGCCUUCCUCUUCGGCUGCCUGCAUCAGGGGGGCCUGGUGCCUGGCCUGGAGUACCUGGAGCAGGUGGUCCACGCCCCUGUGCUCCCAAGCUCACCCACCCACUACACAAUCCUCUUCACUCACACCUACAUGCCCCCCCGGCACCUCCUACGCCUCCCAGGCCUGGGGGCACCAGUGGAGCUGGUGGACAUGGGUGGGACUGAGGACUGGGUCCUGUGCCAAACCCUCAAAAGCUUCACCAGACAACCAGCCUGCCAAGUGGCUGGUGGGCCAUGGCUCUGCCGCCUCUUUGUGGUGACACCUGGCACCACCAGGCGUGCCGUGGAGAAGUGCAGCUUCCCCUUCAAGAAUGAAACACUCUUAUUUCCCCAUCUGACCCUGGAGGAUCCACCAGCCCUGUCCUCUUUGCUGAGUGGGGCUUGGAGGGACCACCUCAGUCUUCACAUCGUGGAGCUGGGGGAAGAAACCUGACACUAUGACGAGCACCCACUGCCCAAGACUCAGCCAUGGAAGAUGCUGCCCCACCUUCUACUUGGGUAGCUGGGCUGGGAUGCUGGGACAGGACCCCGGUUCUCCUUCACGACUCCCACUGCUGCCUCUCCUGGGCACAGCUGUUAGCUAUUCUGCCUUCUGGGUGAGCUGGCACUCUUCUCCCUGAGACCAAAGAUUUGACCUGUCAGUCUUGAUGUAAGGUCCCCAAAGACCAGGUUAAGCGACGACAUCUGUCUGUUCCUGCCCUGUUGCUUCCAGCCACUGUGAUGUUUGAAAUAUGUAAUAGUACCUGGUUGUGAAAAAAGACAAUGAACUGCUAGUGACAUUCCUCAAUGACCUCUCCCAAACCUCCCAUGAUGCCUUACCCUUGCUGUCAUGACAAUCCUCUGGCUUCCUAAGACCCAUCUGCCUAUCGAAAUAUGUGCAAGUCAGUGAGACAAAGUAUAGAGAACAGGUGGCCCAGAUCCAGGGGACCCAACUUCUAGCCCCUUGGUCUGUCACCCCCUCGCUGUGUGAUCUUGAGAAAGCCCCUUCCACUCACCCACCCCACUUCCCAGUCUGUUGGGAUCAGAGGAUCUUUGAGGUGUCUGUCAGCUAACAUUGUGUCAUUUCUGGAGUCCACAGUACAUGUCCCCUGCCUCGACAGGCACAGCUCUCACAAAGCUCUUCAAGCAUGGAAGUGGGAGUUGUGUUGUACUUCAUGGCACUCUGAUGCCUGCUGUCUCAGUGUUUGGUUAUUAUGCAAACAAGUAAUGUUUGAAAUAUAUAAUAGCACUGGAGAUUUUCUCCCU